This is a messenger RNA of Helianthus annuus (common sunflower), 5058 nucleotides long. RefSeq lists its product as uncharacterized. The record is from RefSeq and is a predicted model, not a curated record. NCBI's taxonomy places the organism in Eukaryota, Viridiplantae, Streptophyta, Magnoliopsida, Asterales, Asteraceae. The transcript is spliced from 2 exons. Bases 1 to 5058 code for a protein of 1685 amino acids.
AUGGAUGAACGUAAAAAACAUGGGGUAAGUAACCAAGGGGAUCGUGGAAAGUCGGCGAUGCAAUUCAAGGGUAUUUCUACCCGUGGAGUUAAUAGUGAUGGUAAUACGGUGCUGCCGAGAAGAGGUAUUGUUAUCAAUGAACCGAAGCCGAUUAAUGUUAUUGAUGAACUAACUAAGGUUACGAUACCGGUCCCGAUAGAAAAGCCGGUGAAUCCAGGUCCGGGCUGUAGUGCUCCGAAUACAAUGAUGGAUGGGCAAGAGGGGGUCAAAGAGGUUAAUGCGGAUAAUGGCAGCGUUUUAAAAACUAAAUCAUAUGCUGAUUCGUUACUUGCAAAUAAGAAUGUUAAGCUGAAUUUUCGUGCUCUUGCUAGUGAUAGUAUCCGGGAGGGAUGUGAUGUCGUUCUUCCAAGGGAAUCUGUGCGGGUAGUUCAAAACAAAAUGGCUAAUACCCUUUAUGGUUAUUUUCUGGGUGAUCGGGUAGCAUACCCGGUUGUUGAUUAUUUUGUCCGUAAUAACUGGAAGAAGUAUGGUGUUCAGAAAUCUAUGAUGAAUGCGAACGGAUUUUUUUUCUUCAAGUUCUCGGAGGAGGCAGGUAUGCUUAAUGUUUUGAAAGAUGGCCCAUGGAUUAUUCGAUCGCAACCUCUUUUUCUAGAUAUUUGGAACCCGACUACAAAACUGGAAAAAAAGGAAUUAAAGAAAGUGCAGGUUUGGGUUAAAAUUCAUGAUGUUCCGAUUGCGGCUUAUACGGAGGAUGGGCUAAGCAUGAUUGCGACUACGAUUGGGGAGCCGAAAGUCUUGGAUUCUUAUACGUCGUCGAUGUGUACGGAUAUGUGGGGAAGGAGCAGCUAUGCGAGAGCUUUAAUAGAAGUCUCGGCUGAGAAGAGUUUAAGGGAGCAGAUAACGUUAGCGAUUCCGGAACCGGAGGGGGAGGGUUUUGUUAAGGAGACGAUGUCGGUGGAGUAUGAAUGGUCACCGUUGAGAUGUGGCCAUUGUUGUGUUUUUGGGCAUUCUAACGAAACUUGUCCUAACCAACCGAAGCAGCAGGGUAAUGUUCGUAAUGCUACUAAGGCUGGAAAAAAACCUGUGAUUGAUGACGAGGGUUAUUCGGGAGUUCAUGGUAAGAAGGUUGCUAAGAAGACGGGGUUCCCGGUCAACAAGCCGAAACCAAAGUUUGAAUAUCGGCCUGUGGUUUCUAAGAAGAAUCAUGAUUCGGGUAAUGGGUCGUCUGAGCCCACGUUUCAAUCGGCUAAUCCUUUUGAGGUUCUAAAUGAUCCUAGUGUUAAUGAGGAUGCAGAUGGCAAUAAUUCGGGUGAGAUUCCUGUAGAUGAGGAGGAGAAUGAGGUGGAGGAGGGUUAUGUUGAAGGAGACGAGUAUGAGCUCGAUGAUUACCUACGGCAAGCUUCUUGGAACGUAAGGGGUUUGAACCGCCCCAUUAAGCAAGCUGAGGUUCGGCAAGUUAUCAAAGAUGUUAAUUUAAGCUUAUGUGCUAUUCUUGAGUCUCACAUUGAUCCGAGUAACCUUUCUAAAAUUUGUAAGGCGGUCUUUCGGUCGUGGAGUUGGACUUCUAAUGGGUCUCUUUGUAAUAAAGGUACGAGAAUUAUCGUUGGUUGGAAUCCGUUAGUGUUUGAUGUUAUGGUGCUCUUUCAGUCGGAUCAGGUUAUGCAUUUGCAGUUGUUUUUUAAACACGAGAAAAAAAUGCUCUUUUGUUCUAUCGUUUAUGCUGCAAACUAUUAUAUCUCUCGUAGGGAGUUAUGGAACCACCUCGGCCUGCAUAAGUCGCUUGUACGUAAUGAUCCGUGGGUUAUGCUAGGUGAUUUUAACUCAGCGUUGUAUCUUGAAGAUAAGUCUAUGGGAUGUUCGUCAACUUCGGCUAGCAUGAGAGACUUUCAAGCGUGUGUUAAUGAUAUUGAGAUGCUGGAUUUGAAUCAGUCCGGUUUACAUUUUACGUGGAGUCAAAAGCCAAAGAAGGGGAUUGGUUUAAUGAAAAAGAUAGAUAGAGUCAUGGGGAAUUCUCAGUUUUUAACCCUUUUCCCAAAUGCGGUGGCUGUUUUUUGUCCAGCUCGGUUAUCGGAUCAUAGUCCAAGUGUUCUCAAAAUUCCGGUUCUUGGGAAAGUUAAACACAAGUCGUUCAAGUUUGCUAAUUUUCUUGUUCAUAAGCCCGAAUUUUUAGACAUUGUGAAGCGUAUUUGGGAGACGGAUGUUAGAGGGGUGUAUCAGUUCUCGGUUGUGAAGAAGCUUCGGAUGUUAAAGUCUCCUCUUCGGGUUUUACUCUUUCAGCAAGGUAAUUUGCAUAGAAAAGUGCAAGAGUUACGUGAGAAACUUGAUCAGAUUCAGCGAGAGCUUGACAGUAAUCCGGCUAGUUUGACAAUUAGUGAGGAGGAAACUACUACUCGCCGUUCUUAUCAGGAAGCUUUAUUGGAUGAAGAGCGGUUCUUGAAACAGAAGUCGAAGGUGGACUGGUUGACGGUCGGAGAUAUGAAUUCAGCGUUCUUUCAUUCGUCCCUUAAAAAUAGAGUUCAUUUUAGUCGGAUCAGUGUUAUUCGGGACGCUAAUGGUAAGGUGUAUGAGGAUGAGCAUGUCCAGCUUGCUUUCGUUAAUCAUUACGAGAACUUCUUGGGUAAUCGAGGUGACAUUUCGCUUAGUCCGGCUCCAGAUUUAUUCACAAACAGGUUAUCGAGUGAAGUUUCGGGUCUUAUGGUGCGUCCGGUUACGCAUGAUGAGGUUAAAAAGGCGCUGUUCUCGAUUGGGUCAGACAAAGCCCCGGGCCCUGAUGGUUUUACUGCUGGUUUUUUUAAAGGUGCUUGGCCUAUCAUUGGUAGUGCAGUGUCGAAUGCUGUGAUUGAUUUCUUUGUGACAGGUAAACUUCUUAGGGAAUUGAAUCAUACGAUUCUUGUUCUUCUCCCCAAGACGUCCUCCCCGUCAGUGGUUACGGACUAUCGUCCGAUUGCAUGUUGCAAUGUGUUGUACAAAUGCAUUAGCAAGAUUGUAGCUGAUAGAAUAAAAGUGGGUUUGAAUGAUAUAGUCAGUAUCAACCAAUCAGCUUUUGUGCCAGGCAGGAGAAUAUCGGACAACGUUUUACUUACACAAGAGUUGAUGCAUAACUAUCAUCGUAAUGUUGGCCCUCCGAAAUGUGCUUUCAAAGUGGAUAUUCAGAAGGCGUAUGACACUGUCGAUUGGAACUUUCUGAAGGGUAUUUUGAGGGGAUUUGGUUUUCAUCCUACAAUGAUUCACUGGAUUAUGUUAUGUGUUUCCACUACAUCGUACUCGGUGUGUGUUAAUGGCGAGGUUCAUGGGUUCUUUAAGGGUAGCAGGGGAUUGAGGCAAGGUGAUCCGGUCUCUCCUUAUUUGUUUACGCUCGUCAUGGAAGUUCUUACGGCCAUCUUACAGCAUACGGUUAGGAUUGACAAUUCGUUUAAAUUUCAUAAUAAAUGCGAACGUCAGCAAAUUGUCAACUUGUGUUUUGCCGAUGAUUUGUUUAUCUUCGCGAAGGGUGAGAUUGCUUCAGCUAGAUGUAUUAUGAAGGCGCUGGAUUCAUUUUCUAAAAUGUCGGGUUUGUUACCUAGUGUUCAGAAAAGUACUGUUUUCUUCUCGAAUGUUCCAUCGUAUGUGAAAGCUGCUAUUCUAAAUUUAAUGCCGUUUAAGGAAGGUUCGUUGCCUGUGAAAUAUUUGGGAGUGCCGCUUAUCUCGACCCGAUUGCUCCAAAAGGAUUGUCUUCUGUUAUUGGAGAAGCUUGAAAAUCGUAUUAUGCACUGGCGUAAUAAACUUCUAUCUUUUGCAGGUAGAUUGCAACUUAUAAAUUCGGUUUUAUCGUCCAUGCAUAUUUACUGGUCUUCUGUGUUUAUUUUACCGAACCGGGUGAUUCAAAAGCUGGAGGCUUUGAUGCGAAAUUUUUUAUGGUCACAUGAUAGUGCGUUUCAAAAAGGCCGAUCCAAAGUUUCUUGGAAAACGGUGUGUGUUCCUAAGUAUGAGGGUGGAUUAGGUAUUCGUCGAAUCAGUGAUGCUAACGUCGCCCUUAUGACAAAUCAUAUUUGGAGCAUUCUUUCGAGGCGUCAUUCAGUUUGGGUUGAGUGGGUUCACUCUUAUAGGUUGAGAGGUAAAAGCUUUUGGGUUUGUAAAGUUCCAGCUUCCUGCUGUUGGUCUUGGAGAAAGAUUCUUCAGCUCCGGCCGAUUGUUAGGAAGUUUUUCUGGUCCGAGAUUGGAAAUGGUUCGGCUACCUUUGCUUGGCACGAUAAUUGGAGUGAGAUAGGUCCUCUGGAUCAGUUUCUUUCUCCCCGGAUGAUUGCUAGCGCGGGUUUUAAUAUGGAGUCAAAGGUGUCUGAUGUCUAUUCCGAUACGUCUUGGAGCUGGCCGGUUGCGUGGCGGGACUUGUAUCCGGUUCUUAUUCAGCUCGAUGGUAUUUCUUUGCAGCCGAAUAAGUUGGAUAAAGUCUUGUGGCGUCAAGGUAAUCAAAAGCAUGUGUUCUCGUCGUCUAGAGUUUGGGAUUCGGUUCGGUUUCAUGCUGUGGAGGUGGAUUGGUGCCGUCUUGUGUGGUUUGGUCAGUGUAUUCCGCGUCAUGCUUUUCUUUUAUGGCUUAUCAUGAGAAGGAAACUGCUUACUCAAGAUAAGAUUUUGAGUUGGGAUUUAUCGCGCAGGAAAAAUAUGAAUAUGAUGUGCUGUUUGUUAUGCUAUGCUAAUCAUGACUCUCAUACUCAUUUGUUUUUUGAAUGCAAAUUCUCGACCCAAGUGUGGCUGCUGGUUAGACAAAAAGCGGGUAUGGGUUCGGUGCAUGCUAAAUGGGAUGACAUUGUUAACUGGUUACUUGAUCGGUCCAAUUCAAAAUUGGCGUCGGUUUACGUUGCUAAACUGACAGUGGCUGCUACGGCCUACUUCAUUUGGCAAGAGCGGAAUGCUAGAUUAUUUAGAAACCAGGUGAGGCCCCCGGAAUCCUUAAGUGAAACCAUUAUACAACAAGUGCGGUACAAGCUGAUUGGUGCAAAGUUGAAGAAGUGCGAUAAUGUUCGAAAGCUUUUAAGGGCUUGGGAUAUUGAAGCUUCAGAUGUGCACGAUGAUGGCGGCUGA